AUGGAAAGUUCUAAAACUUUAUUCUUUGAAGAAGGUACAACCAAAGACAUUGAUCCGGAACUCUUUGAGAUCCUCCAGGAUGAGGAGGGCAGACAGAAGACAGGCAUCAACUUGAUUGCUAGUGAAAAUUAUGCAUCCCAAGCUGUCUUAGAAGUCCUCGGAACUCCUCUUCAAAACAAGUAUGCUGAAGGAUAUCCUGGAGCUAGGUAUUACAGAGGAACAGAAUUUGCUGAUAAAGUUGAAUUACUUGCACAGAAGAGAGCCCUCGAAACUUUCCACUUAGAUACUGAAAAAUGGGGUGUUAACGUACAGCCUCUCUCAGGAACUCCAGCUAACUUCGAAGUAUACACAGCCUUAAUAGGAAAAGAUGCUAAGAUUAUGGGACUGAACCUUCAAGAUGGAGGUCAUCUCUCUCAUGGAUUUGAGAACAAGGGAAAGAAGGUGUCUGCUACAUCCUACUACUUCGAAUCUAAGCCAUAUUUCAUCAACGAGGAGACAGGGCUCAUCGAUUAUGACAAGAUGGAAGAAAUUGCUGAAGAAUUCAAGCCAAAUCUUAUUAUCGCUGGAUACUCUGCUUAUUCAAGAGACCUAGACUACAAAAGAUUCAGAGACGUCUGUGACAAAGUAGGAGCCAUUCUUCUUGUAGACAUGGCUCAUUUCUGUGGACUCGUAGCUGGUAAAGUUCUCUCAGAUCCAUUUGAGUAUGCUGAUAUCGUAACUACAACUACUCACAAGAUUCUGAGAGGUCCAAGAGGAGGUAUGAUUUUCUUCAAGAGGGAAUAUGAAGAGAAGGUUAACUUCGCCGUUUUCCCUCAACAUCAAGGAGGUCCUCACAUGAACCAGGUCGCUGCUCUCUGCAUUGCUUUGAAAGAUGCCAGCAGUGAGAGAUAUCAUGAGUAUGCUAGGCAAGUUACUGCUAACGCUAAGGCAAUGGCCGAAGCCAUGCUUGAAAAAGGAUUUGAGAUCAUGACUGGAGGAACUGAAAACCACUUAAUCCUUUGGAAUGUUAAAGCCAGUGGUUUAAGCGGAUCUAAGGUUGAAGCAGUCCUUGAAAAGGUUAAUAUUUACUCUAACAAAAACUCCAUUGCUGGGGACAAGAGCCCAAUGAAUCCAGGAGGUGUCAGAGUCGGUACUCCAGCCAUGACUACCAGAGGAAUGUUGGAAGAAGAUAUGAAAACGAUAGUAGACUAUUUCCAAAAAGUUAUUGACAUCUCAACAAGAGUCCAAGAGAAAGCAGGAAAGAAGCUUAAAGACUUCUUCGCUGCACUUGAGACUGAAGAAUUUGCUACCGAAAUUCUAGCAUGCAAGGAUGAGGUUAGCGAGUUUUGAUCCAAGUUCCCAGUUCCUAAAUCUCAGUUCCAAUAAUUGAUGAAAAUUUAGCUAAUCACAAUUUCA
Molecule: messenger RNA, 1395 nt
Organism: Moneuplotes crassus
Lineage: Eukaryota; Ciliophora; Spirotrichea; Euplotida; Euplotidae
Source: the annotation of a GenBank genome assembly